AUGGCUCAAAACUUAAAUCUAACGCUGAAGAGGCACAGGCCACAUGAAAAUAUCCAUAGGAAACAGGAUACGAAGAAGUGUAAACGUGUUGAAGACGAAUCAGUCGCAAUGUUUUACGAAGAACAGACAAUCUAUAUGGAUUUUUUGCAUUCUAACAAGAGACCCUUUUACAAUAAAGGCCUUGGUGAAGACUUAAGUCACAUGGACGCAUACCUUAUGCAUUCUUUGAAUCACAUUUUUAGAACUAGAGAUCUUAUCAAGAAGAAUGAAAGUAAAAUUUCCAAACUUUCUGAAGAGGAAGUUCUUUCGGAUGGUGGAUUUCUAGACCAAUGUUUUACUCGUCCAAAGGUACUGAUUCUACUACCAUACAAGAGUAUUGCAUUCCGCGUUGUGAAGAGGCUGAUACAAUUAACUCCUGCAGAAGCACAAAGGGUUAAUGUAGACAACCUUGACCGGUUUAAUAAGGAAUUUGGAUGUGAUGACGGUGAUGUGAAGACAUUCAAAUAUGGGAAAUCAGAAAAGCCUUCUGAUUGGCAAGCGCUUAUUGGUGAGGGGAACGAUGAUGAUAUCUUUAUGAUAGGCAUUAAGCAUACAAAGAAGAGCAUUAGGCUGUAUAGUGAUUUCUAUUUAUCGGACAUGAUUAUUGCUUCACCCGUUGGGAUAGUAAUUAAGGCCAUUGGUAAAGCAGAAGAAAACAAGGAACUAGAUGUUGAUUAUCUAUCCUCCAUCGAGGUUUUGAUUAUCGAUCACGCAGACGUAAAGUCUAUGCAGAAUUGGAAGCACGUUGAAACAGUCGUCAAACAAUUAAACAGAUUGCCAUCAAAACCACAUUCUCUCAGUAAAUUUCGUCUUAUGUUUAGGUAUCUGGAUGGACUUGCACGGUUCUAUCGACAGUCGAUAUUUCUAAGUUCUUAUUUAACCGCAGAGAUGAAUACUCUAUUCAAUCACCAUUGCUUGAACUAUAAAGGAAAGAUGAAGCUGGAGUCUGAAUAUAAAGGUGUUCUUCGGAAAGUGUUGGGCAAUGUCAUUCAGAAUUAUGAAAGAUUUGAUGCAGACUCCAUGGUCCAAGCUGAGCGUGCACGUUUUGAAUAUUUUACCAAAAAGGUGUUCCCAAGGAUUAGAGAUUCUGUUCAGGGAGGAGUAAUGAUCUUUAUCAGUUCUAAAUCCGAGUUAUUCAUGCUUAGAAAUUUAUUGAAUUCGCAAAAUGCCUCUUUAUGCACUCUUCACGCAGAUGCUAGUAACAAGGAGAAAUCACGUGCACGACAAGAGUUCUUUGAAGGGAAAAAAAAGAUCAUGCUUUACACUGAGAGAGCAUACUUCUUUUGGAGAUACCAGCUGAAAAGUAUCGUUGGGGAUGUUUCAGCAAAGAAAAUGAUCAGUUCUGAGAAUAGCACUUUUUAUUUCCGUUAA
Molecule: messenger RNA, 1410 nt
Organism: Camelina sativa (false flax)
Lineage: Eukaryota; Viridiplantae; Streptophyta; Magnoliopsida; Brassicales; Brassicaceae
Source: RefSeq, a predicted model, not a curated record